Messenger RNA from Puntigrus tetrazona (Sumatra barb), 458 nucleotides. Its product is annotated as retinal cone rhodopsin-sensitive cGMP 3',5'-cyclic phosphodiesterase subunit gamma. Bases 53 to 271 code for a protein of 72 amino acids. Gene Ontology annotation, biological process: positive regulation of G protein-coupled receptor signaling pathway; visual perception; positive regulation of epidermal growth factor receptor signaling pathway. Lineage: Eukaryota; Metazoa; Chordata; Actinopteri; Cypriniformes; Cyprinidae. The transcript has 3 exons. Gene Ontology annotation, cellular component: photoreceptor outer segment membrane. Gene Ontology annotation, molecular function: 3',5'-cyclic-nucleotide phosphodiesterase activity; cGMP binding. The record is from RefSeq and is a predicted model, not a curated record.
CCCGGAGAACCAGCAGAACCAGAAGAAACUAACUCCAGCACACGUGUCAGGAAUGGACGCCCCAGCACCCGUGGAGAAGAGAGCACCACCGAAGUUCAAGCAGAGGACCACCCGCACCUUCAAGAGCAAAGCUCCCAAACCCGGACAGAAAGGCUUCGGAGACGACAUCCCUGGCAUGGAGGGACUGGGCACAGACAUCACCGUCAUCUGCCCCUGGGAGGCGUUCGGCGACAUGGAGCUCAGCGAUCUGGCCAAGUUUGGGAUCGUGUAGCACCUCGUCCGUCCCCCGUUCUCACCGAGACCAGACUGAAGAGCGACGUAGAGAAAAUACAGAGCCGUGUACAAAUCAACUUUAUUUUUUUGAACUGUAAAUAUGAUUGUGUUUGUGUCUGAAUCAACUCAUCGCCGUUGACUAAUGGCCACUGAUUUGGCAGUAGAAGGCAAAAAUAAAAGUUUAU